Messenger RNA from Ictalurus punctatus (channel catfish), 3509 nucleotides. RefSeq names its product leucine-rich repeat LGI family, member 3 (gene lgi3). Gene Ontology annotation, biological process: regulation of exocytosis. The transcript has 10 exons. The record is from RefSeq and is a predicted model, not a curated record. Gene Ontology annotation, molecular function: protein binding. Gene Ontology annotation, cellular component: synaptic vesicle. NCBI's taxonomy places the organism in Eukaryota, Metazoa, Chordata, Actinopteri, Siluriformes, Ictaluridae. Bases 484 to 2151 code for a protein of 555 amino acids.
UUACUCACCACAUUUCAAAAGAAAAAAUCUCUCCUUUCUCCUCACCACAUUUUCAAACGUCACUACAUUUCUCUAGCAUUCAUCUAGAUUGCCUCGUGAGAGUUAUCAUGCUAGCUUAUCGACAGUUAAGCCAAACAUUAGCUAAGUUAGCCUUAGCUAAUGUUUUCCCACAUUCAUUGGGGAAAGAGGUAGACAUCUUUUCUUUUGUGAAUCCUUCUUGUACUUUUAUUUUUAGACUUUUGAAGAGUUUGAAGCUGUUCUUCAGUGUUUACCAGAAGAUUUAUUUAGAUGAGUACUUUCACUUUACCCGAGUGAGAAUUUGGGCUCUGCCUCACUCCAUCUCUCUUUCUUUCCUCUCCUCCAAAAGAAUUCCUCUCCUCCUCAUCUCUCUCCUACUUUCUUGAUUCCUUCUCUCUUUUCCUGCACUUAAUCGAAAAAGCUCUAACUCUAGCAAUAGAAGAUCGGGACCAGGACCAGAAGAAGAUGUCCAAAUCAGAGUGCAAGAGUGCAUCGAGGCGGCUGAGAUGGAUCAAAUCAGCUGCUGUCUCUUUCUUCCUUCUUCUGGUGUACACACAGGGAAUGGCCGAAGGGCGCCGAGUCACCAAAGUCCCUCGCUGUCCAGCUACCUGCUCCUGCACCAAAGACAGCGCCUUCUGCGUAGACACUAAAGCCAUCCCCAAGAGCUUCCCGCCUGGCAUCAUUUCACUGACAAUGGUGAAUGCAGGCUUCACUGAGAUCCCCGAAGGAGCGUUCUCUCACCUACACUUGCUGCAGUUCCUUUUGCUGAAUUCCAACACUUUCACUGUGAUUGCUGAUGAUGCCUUCGCUGGCCUCUCGCACCUGCAGUAUCUGUUUAUUGAGAAUAAUGACAUUCACUCACUCUCCAAAUACACUUUUAGAGGCCUGAAGUCUCUAACGCACCUAUCUCUGUCUAACAACAACCUGCAGGUCUUACCCAGAGAACUGCUCAAAUACCAGGACAUCCUCACUGACCUAGAUCUGAGAGGGAACUCGUUCCGCUGCGACUGUAAGAUUAAGUGGCUGGUGGACUGGAUGGAGAAAUCCAACACCUCCGUCCCGACUAUAUACUGUGCCAGUCCCUUUGAGUUCCAGGGCCGACGCAUCCAGGACUUAACACCACGAGACUUCAACUGCAUCAGUGCAGAUUUCGCUUUGUACGAGACCUACCCAUUCCAGACCCUCUCUGUGGAGUCGUAUGACUUUAACGAUGACUUGUAUGUGGUGUUCGCUCAGCCCAACACGGGAAUAUGUACUGUUUACAUCUGGGAUCAUGUGGACAUGCUUUUCAGGACCCAUUACAACAUCACAUCUCGAUCUGCAGUGUACUGCAAGCCUGUGGUGAUCAACAACACACUCUACAUGGUGGUAGCCCAACUCUUUGGUGGAUCCCAUAUCUAUAAGUGGGAAGAAGGGCCUUUGCAGUUUGUCAAAAUCCAGGACAUCGACGCCAGCCGUGUACGCAAACCCAACUUCAUCGAGAUGUUUCAGGUUGAAGGAGAUUGGUACUUUGCGGUAGUGGACAGCUCCAAGGCAGGUUCCACUAGCAUCUACCGCUGGAACAGCAACGGCUUCUACUCGCACCAGUCUCUUCACCCAUGGCACCGUGACACACAUAUCCACUUCCUGGAGGUGGACGGUAAGGCCCGGCUAAUCUUGUCGAGCUCCUCCCAGCCUCCAGUGGUGUACCAGUGGAACCGUGGGACACGGCAGUUCGUCGUCCACUCUCAGAUCCCACAUGCAGGUGAUGUACACAUGGUCAAGCACUUCUGGGCCCAUCAAGCACUCUACCUCUGCCUGACGCGGUUCAUUGGCGACUCGAGGCUCGUGCGCUGGGAAAGCCAGCGCUUUGUGGAGAUCCAGACGCUGCCUUCACGUGGCUCAAUGGCGCUACAACCGUUUAACGUAGGAGUGAGGCACUACCUGAUUCUGGGCAGCGAUUACUCCUUCUCACGGAUCUACCUGUGGGACGAGCUCACACAGUGCUUCCGGCCUUUCCAGGAGCUCAACGUUUUGGCACCUCGUGGUUUUAGCCUCGUCUCCAUUGACAACAAAGACAUCUUGCUCGUUGCCAGCUUUAAAGGGAAGACUGUGGCAUAUCAGCAUCUACUGGUGGACCUCAGUGCCAAGUAAACUCCAGAGUAUAGGUUUUGUUAAUGGAAGAUCAAUAUGUUGCCUGGCUUUUGUUGCAAAUCCUGUUUAUAUGCAAUACAGACUUUAUGUCUUUUGGACAGGUCUUUAAUUUCAUCAAUUUGUAGUCUUGUAAAAUAGCAUAAAUUAGCAUGCCGACUUGCCCUUCAAGAAUGGAACUGGACACUGUUCAUUAAAUCUGUUCUGGAUAUAAGCUUAUACAUAUGCAGUAGAUAUGAAGGUAAGUGUAUACUGACCUCAAAAUAAAGCAAGAUCUACACUCACUGUUAACUUUAUUAGGGGCAUUUGCCAAACAGCCAAUUUUGUGGCAGCUGUGCAGAUACAGAUCAAGAGCGUCAGGUAAUGUUCACAUCAAACAUCAGAAUAAAGAGAAAAUGGGAUCUCUGCAGCUUAGACCUUGGCAUGGUUUGAGUAUUUCAGAAAAGACUGAUCUAAUGGGAUUUUCACGCACAACAGUCUAUACAUGGUGCUGGUGUGCAAAGCAUCUAGGUGUAAACGCUUUGUUGAUGAGAAGCUCAGGGGAGACGGGUUCGAGCUGACGGGAAGGAUACAAUAACUCAUAUAACCGAUCUUUACAAACACGGUGAGCAGAAAAGUAACUCAGAAGUCACAACACCUCGAGCCCUGAUGUAGAUGAGCUACAAGAUCAUGUCUCGAUCAUGCCAGCCACAUGAUUGGCUGACUGGAUAAUUGCAUGAAUGAUUAGGUGUACAGGUGUUCUUAUUAAAGUAGACAGUGAGACAGUCUCGAUAUAUGGAGCAUUCUUUUCAGCAUGAUAAAAUGAAACUGUAUUUUUUGCCAUCAAUCAUCUGCCAUCAUUAAUAAUUUAACGGUCCUGUCCAGAAACUACAGAUUACGAAUGACCAAGACAAAGUACUACUAUUGAUAAAAAUCCGGAUUUAAAGAUACCACACAGUGUGUUUGUGAGUACAUACUGUUACCCAGGUUAAAUUUUAAGAUCUCAUAGCCUCAUCGAUGGUUAUGUACAAAAUCAGUUUGUGAUAUAAAAGGUGUUGAUUUGUUGAUUUUCAUGCAGAUUUUUUGGUAUGCAUGUGUUGUGCCAGACUAACAACUACGAUAAUUUCUAUAGUAAUCACUAUACAAUUUCAUGCAAUCUUCAUCUACACACUUUAUCCCAUCCCACAAAAACCUGUAACAUAUCAAAGCACGAACUUAUUGUCAUUCUGUGCACUGAAACUACUUAAAAAAGAAAAAAAGAAAAAGCAUCUCUUUGGGUUUUAUGUAUGACUGAGCAUGUGGAUUUUUCAUUAUGACGAUCCAUGACUAAUAUGAAACGUCAUGGAUGUUUAUCAUCAGCGUUGGAAAUAAAUUUAUACAAU